GACCGGAAGUCCGCGUCAUUCCUCCCAGCUGUGCAGAACCGGCUCAGACACACUGAACUUAUUUCAUCUGUAGAAAGACGAAAGAAACAGAAACUUUUGUUCCUUCCGGUCGGAGCAUGUCGGACGAAGCGACGCGCAGGGCCGUGUCUCAGAUCCCGCUGCUGCGGAGCCCGGCGGGCCCCCGGGACCGGGUCCUGUGGCCCCAGCGCCUGAAGGAGGAGUACCAGGCCCUGAUCCGCUUCGUGGAGCAGAACAAGGCCGCGGACAACGACUGGUUCCGACUCGAGUCCAACGCGGACGGGACGCGCUGGACCGGCACCUGCUGGUUCAUCCACGAGCUGAUGCGCUACGAGUUCCGGUUGGAGUUCGACAUCCCGGUGACGUAUCCGGACACCGCGCCCGAGGUGGCGAUCCCGGAGCUGGACGGGAAGACGGCCAAGAUGUACCGGGGCGGCCGGAUCUGCCUCACGGACCACUUCGCCCCCUUGUGGGCCCGCAACGCGCCGCGCUUCGGGCUGGCGCACCUCAUGGCGCUGGGGCUCGGACCCUGGCUCGCGGUGGAAGUUCCGGAUCUGAUCGGUAGGGGGCUCGUGCUCCACAAGGAGAUGCAGCGCGACGAGGCGGCGGAGUGACGUCACGCAUGACAACACGUUGAAAGACUUGUGAAUGGAAACGGAACCAAAACACGGAGAGUGACGUCAUGCUAAUGUCGUGAUGGAAGCGGCGUCGGUCGUCACCGUGAGGAGCUGAGCAGUGCUGUUAAUAAAGUUUAUUUAAAUGGACUGAAACACUGACACUGUUCGGAACAUGUCCACAGAAGUUAUUUUUAUGAUUAAAGUGACUUUGGGUUUAUAUCACAUUAAAAUCUUGUGAUAACAUGUC
Molecule: messenger RNA, 882 nt
Organism: Limanda limanda (common dab)
Lineage: Eukaryota; Metazoa; Chordata; Actinopteri; Pleuronectiformes; Pleuronectidae
Gene: ufc1
Product: ubiquitin-fold modifier conjugating enzyme 1
Exons: 1
Coding region: 117-632 (171 amino acids)
Biological process (GO): protein K69-linked ufmylation
Cellular component (GO): cytoplasm
Molecular function (GO): UFM1 conjugating enzyme activity
Source: RefSeq, a predicted model, not a curated record